GCCUUGCUUCCCCAUUCCUGGCGACCACUACUUCUGUCUCUGUGAAUUUUGACUAUUCUAGGCACCUCACAAAAGUGGACUCAUACGAUAUCUGUACUUUUGCGUCUGGCUUCUCUAUUUAAUUCUUAAAGGGGGGCGGGAACUAAGCAGAUCACAAGGGAGCUGCCCGCAGAGGUAAAGACAAGGUCAGGUAGGCUGAGAGACGCAGGAAAGCGGGUCAAGGUGUAGGGCUGGAGGGCAGGGGCGGGCCCUGGGCCUGGGCUGGGGGUCCUGCCCCAGGGCGCACCCAGGGCGAGGGCUGCCCGGAGGAGCCGAGGCUGGCGGACAGCUUGACCCUAAGCUUGAGGGGACAAAGGACGGAAGUCUAGGAAACGGGUCUGCAGAGCAAAAAGCACGGGUAGGGGCGGCCUGGCGCUCGGAAAACAACGGAUGGGAGCCGUGUGCACGUCGGGAGCUCGGAGUGAGCGUGAGUUCCGUGCCCAGGCCCGCGACUCGGCCCGCCAGGACAGCGCUCCGGGUGGACGGGGUCCGGCAGCCGCGCUCGGGGAGGGCGCCGCGGAGGGUGAACGGCGGCGUUAGGACCCGGAGGCGCGGGCGGACUGCGGGCGGCGGGGCUAGGACCCAGCGGCUCCGGCAGAGCGGAAGCGGCGGCGGGAGCUUCCGGGAGGGCGGCUCGCAGGCACCAUGACGCCUGUGAGGACGCAGCACUCCCUGGCAGGUCAGACCUAUGCCGUGCCCCUCAUCCAGCCAGACCUGCGGCGAGAGGAGGCCGUCCAGCAGAUGGCGGAUGCCCUGCAGUACCUGCAGAAGGUCUCUGGAGACAUCUUCAGCAGGAUCUCCCAGCGGGUAGAGCAGAGCCGGAGCCAGGUGCAGGCCAUUGGAGAGAAGGUCUCCUUGGCCCAGGCCAAGAUUGAGAAGAUCAAGGGCAGCAAGAAGGCCAUCAAGGUGUUCUCCAGUGCCAAGUACCCUGCUCCAGAGCGCCUGCAGGAAUAUGGCUCCAUCUUCACAGGUGCCCAGGACCCUGGCCUGCAGAGACGCCCCCGCCACAGGAUCCAGAGCAAGCACCGCCCCCUGGACGAGCGGGCCCUGCAGGAGAAGCUGAAGUACUUUCCUGUGUGCGUGAGCACCAAGCCGGAGCCUGAGGAUGAUGCAGAAGAGGGACUUGGGGGUCUUCCCAGCAACAUCAGCUCUGUCAGCUCCUUGCUGCUCUUCAACACCACCGAGAACCUGUACAAGAAGUAUGUCUUCCUGGACCCCCUGGCUGGUGCUGUAACAAAGACCCAUGUGAUGUUGGGGGCAGAGACAGAGGAGAAGCUGUUUGAUGCCCCCUUGUCCAUCAGCAAGAGAGAGCAGCUGGAACAGCAGGUCCCAGAGAACUACUUCUAUGUACCAGACCUGGGCCAGGUGCCUGAGAUUGAUGUGCCCUCCUACCUGCCUGACCUGCCCGGCAUUGCCAAUGACCUCAUGUACAGUGCCGACCUGGGCCCCGGCAUUGCCCCCUCUGCCCCUGGCACCAUUCCAGAAUUGCCCGCCUUCCACACUGAGGUAGCCGAGCCUCUCAAGCCAGACCUGCAAGAUGGGGUACUGACAGCACCCCCACCACCCCCACCGCCCCCACCACCUCCCCCAGCUCCUGAGGUGCUGGCCAGUGCACCCCCACCCUCAGCUGCGGCCCCUAUAGGCCAAGGCGCCAGGCAGGACGACAGCAGCAGCAGCGCGUCUCCUUCAGCUCCAGUCCAGGGAGCUCCCAGGGAAGUGGUCGACCCCUCUGGUGGCCGGGCCACUCUGCUAGAGUCCAUCCGCCAAGCUGGAGGCAUCGGCAAGGCCAAGCUGCGCAGCGUGAAGGAGCGAAAGCUGGAGAAGAAGAAGCAGAAGGAGCAGGAGCAAGUGAGAGCCACGAGCCAAGGUGGGGACUUGAUGUCGGAUCUCUUCAACAAGCUGGUCAUGAGGCGCAAGGGUAGGAGGCAGGGCUGCUGCCCGCCCUGGGCCGGCACAUUGUACUUCUCUCCUGCCUUUUUCUUCCUGUAUUUUAAGUCUCCGGGGGCUGGGGGAACCAGGGUUUCCCACCAACCACCCUCACUCAGCCUUUUCCCUCCAGGCAUCUCUGGGAAAGUACCUGGGGCUGGUGAGGGGCCUGGAGGAGCCUUUGCCCGCGUGUCAGACUCCAUCCCUCCCCUGCCGCCACCGCAGCAGCCACAGGCAGAGGAGGACGAGGACGACUGGGAAUCCUAGGGGGCUCCAUGACACCUUCCUCCCCCAGACCCAGACUUGGGCCGUCGCUCUGACAUGGACACAGCCGGGACAAGCUGCUCAGACCUGCUUCCCUGGGAGGGGGUGUGGUGAUGGAACCAGCACUAUGCGGAGACCAGCUUCAAGGAGCGGAAGGCUGGCCUGAGGCCACACAGCUGGGCCGGGGACUUCUGUCUGCCUGUGCUCCAUGGGGGGACGGCUCCACCCAGCCUGCACCAGUGUGUUCUUCUCUAAAGAGGCUUCCAGAGAAAACGGCACACAAAUCAAUAAAGAACUGAGCAGAAACCAACAGUGUGCUUUUAAUAAAGGACCUCUAGCUGUGCAGGA
Molecule: messenger RNA, 2577 nt
Organism: Nomascus leucogenys (northern white-cheeked gibbon)
Lineage: Eukaryota; Metazoa; Chordata; Mammalia; Primates; Hylobatidae
Gene: WASHC1
Product: WASH complex subunit 1
Exons: 10
Coding region: 685-2232 (515 amino acids)
Biological process (GO): Arp2/3 complex-mediated actin nucleation; endocytic recycling; retrograde transport, endosome to Golgi
Cellular component (GO): WASH complex; early endosome; recycling endosome
Molecular function (GO): alpha-tubulin binding; actin binding; gamma-tubulin binding
Source: RefSeq, a predicted model, not a curated record